This is a messenger RNA of Leptinotarsa decemlineata (Colorado potato beetle), 2505 nucleotides long. Its product is annotated as protein KRI1 homolog. NCBI's taxonomy places the organism in Eukaryota, Metazoa, Arthropoda, Insecta, Coleoptera, Chrysomelidae. Gene Ontology annotation, biological process: endonucleolytic cleavage in ITS1 to separate SSU-rRNA from 5.8S rRNA and LSU-rRNA from tricistronic rRNA transcript (SSU-rRNA, 5.8S rRNA, LSU-rRNA). The record is from RefSeq and is a predicted model, not a curated record. Gene Ontology annotation, cellular component: nucleolus; 90S preribosome.
AAUUUAGAAAAAGAUUUUAACCUAAUUUCAAUUUUCGAAGUGCAUGUCGAUAAUUUUGGAAUAUGUAAAUAUUGCCUAAUUUUUUUUUGAAAUUUCAGAUUAGUGUCUUUUAGUUGCCAGCAAACGUUAAGAAUAUCGUAACUAAACAAUGUCUAAAAUUUUUGAGAGUGACGAUGAAAAUGAUGUGAACGAAAAUUUCCAAACCAAUAAUGAAUAUGCCAGGAACUACAGUAAAUGGAGAAACAAGGAGGAACAAAACAGGCUGAAAACUAAGUACGGAGAAGAUAUCGAACAAAAUGAUUCUUCUUCCAGCUCCUCAGACGAUGAGGAAGGUGUUGAAUUAACGCCAGCUUUCGAAAAGGAUUUCUUCAAAACUCUCUCUUUAUUAAAGAGCAAAGACCCCAGCAUUUAUGACAAAAAUGUUCACUUCUUUCAAGAAACAGAGAAAACUGCCAGCGGAGAGAAACCUAAGAAAACAAAAAAAGAACAACCAAUGUAUUUGAAAGAUUAUGAAAGGAAAAUCAUUCUUGAAAAAGGGGGCGUCUUGAGCGAUGAAGAGGAUGAAAUUGUAAAUGAAAACAAACCGAGGUCUCGCACAUAUGUUGAGGAGCAACAAAGCAUCAAAGAGGGUUUCAAAAAACUUCUUGAUGACAGCGAUGAGGAAGAGGAAGAUGGGUGGGGCGGCAUUUUACAACAGAGGAAAAAAACUAAAGAGGAAGCAGAAAAAGAAGAAGCUGACUAUAAAAGUUGGUUGGCUGGUCAGCAAACACAAUUGGACGACAAAGAGGUAGAGACAGAAUUGAAGCCUCUUAAAGAUUAUUGGAAUAAACCUGAUCUGGAUGACGGCGAGAAGUUUUUGAGGGAUUACAUUUUGAAGAAGAGAUUUUUGGAUACGGAACAAGAUGAUGAUUAUGUCCCGACUUAUGAUGAAAUCGUACACGAUUCCGACCAAGAUUUAUCCAAUGACGAGGAAAACAUUGAAAAACAAGAAGAAUUUGAGCACAAAUACAAUUUCAGAUUCGAAGAACCCGACCAAGAGUUUAUAAAAAGAUAUCCUCGUACUUUGGAGGGUUCCUUGAGAAUGAAAGACGACAGGAGAAAAGUCAAAAGACAAGAAACGAAAGAAAGGAAGAAGAAAGAGAAGGAGGAAAAGAUGCAGGAGUUGAAGAAGUUGCAGGAGUUGAAACGACAGGAAAUCGAGGAAAAGCUUGACAAACUUAAAGAAAUCACGGGAAAUGCCAGUUUAGGAUUUGAGGACAAUUAUAUUGACGGCGACUUUGAUCCUGAGGAACACGACAGGAAAAUGCAAGCUCUUUUCAAUGACGAGUUCUAUGCUGUAGAGGAAGGCGAACAAAAGCCUCAAUUUCCAGAACUAGAUGAAGAGUUAGAGAUUGAAAAUUGGGAACGGUACGAUGCUGAGAAAGAAGAUUCUGGCAAUCAAUGGGACAAUGAAAACUUUAAUAUGGAUUGCGACUACGAUCCCCAAGCUUCUGCACCAGACGAUACCACAGAGAGUGGCAAAAGUAGAAAGAGGCGCAAGAGGAAAUCGAGAUUUGCGGCGGCUCUUAGCAAACCCAAACCAAAAUACGACCCCAGCGAUAAGAAUUACGAGAAAUAUUUUGACGAGUAUUACAAAUUGGAUUGCGAAGAUAUUGUGGGGGACAUCCCAUGUAGAUUCAAGUACAGACAAGUCGUUCCUAAUGAUUUCGGACUGUCAACGGAGGAGAUAUUACUUGCAAAUGAGCGAGAACUCAACAAAUGGUGUUCACUAAAGAAGGCCGUACAAAUAAGGCCGGAUCACGUGGAGAAAUACGAACAGAUCGCUUACAAAAAAAAGGGACAAAAUAUCAACCUCAAAAUGAAAAUUCUGCCAAGUCUUUUCUCGAAAGAACCUGAAAACGUUACGAAGGAAAAUGGAAUUGAAAUAUCGAAAGAAGAUAAGAUUGAUACAACUGCAGUUGAAAAUAAUGCGGAUAAAAAGGAAGAUGACUCUAAUGCAGCACUUCAAGUCCAUAAAGAAACUGUGGUAAACAAUGAAAAUGAAAGUUCGAAGAAAAAGCGAAAGAAGAAAGUAAAAAAAGAUGAAAAUCAGGUUGUGGAUGAAGUUCCCAUUGAAGGUGUUGUGCUGCAAACAAAAAAAAAGAAGAAGAAUAAAAAGAAGAAGACUGAAACCCAGACAGAAGAGGUCACACAAACUAAAAAGAAUAAACCAGUUUCUGAAGAUAACUUUCAAAUCAAGACUAACAAGAAAAGGAAACGAAGUGAUAGUGAAGGUGUUGGUAAAAAAUCCAAGACACCUAAAAAGAUGCGGUCUAGUAACGAUGUAACAAACAUUUCGGACGCUAGACUUUCAGCAUAUGGUAUCAACCCCAAAAAGUUCAAGAACAAGUUGAAAUACGGGAAGUAGGAGCACUGCUUUUAAAAAUUUCAUUAUGCACAGUUGUAUAUAUAAAAAGGAAGUUUAUAUAAUUUUAUUCGAAGUAUGAUGUAAAAUUACAUUAUUUU